This is a messenger RNA of Dichotomopilus funicola, 1167 nucleotides long. Its product is annotated as DUF1183 domain protein. The record is from RefSeq and is a predicted model, not a curated record. Gene Ontology annotation, biological process: regulation of store-operated calcium entry. NCBI's taxonomy places the organism in Eukaryota, Fungi, Ascomycota, Sordariomycetes, Sordariales, Chaetomiaceae. The transcript is spliced from 2 exons. Bases 1 to 1167 code for a protein of 388 amino acids. Gene Ontology annotation, cellular component: endoplasmic reticulum membrane.
AUGCGUCUCGACACAACAUCAACCACCCCCCUCCUAACCCUCCUCAGCCUCAUCACCCUCCUCCCCUCUCCCACCCUCGCCGCCCGUCCCAAAGACGCCAUCCUCCUUUCCGAGGUCCAAACCCUAACCCUCCGCGCCCCCCACCUCACAACCUCCCGCCGCCUCCCCCCAAUCCCCCAACUCAAAUGCCUCUCCGCCCCCCCCCUCUGCAAGCACGCCUCGAUCCUUACCCUCCGCUGCGUAAACCAAGGCUCAAGCUACACCUCGCAAGACAUCGAAUGGGCCUGCACAGCGCCCAGUCUGCCGACCACAGUGCGCCUGGACAGGACAGAUGUGAUCUGUGAAGGGUAUGAGAGCGCUGAUGAUGCGUACGUGUUGAGGGGGAGUUGUGGGGUGGAGUAUACUUUGGCUCUGACGGAGGAGGGGAGGAGGAGGAUGCCGGAGUUGGAUCCGGGUCGGAACGGGAAAGGCAGGAAGGGGGGUGGUGGACAAGAGGGAGAGGAGAAUGAUUGGGCGGGGUAUUUGUUCGGGGUGUUGUUUGUGGGCGUGUUGGUGUGGAUUUUGUAUAAUGCUUGUUUGCGGGCGGGGGAGAAUAAUAACCGUGCUGGAAGGGGACGAGGUGGGAAUACUGACCACCGACGCGGGCCUGGUGGUGGUGGAGGAGGAGGUGGAGGAUGGGGACCAGGCUGGGGACCUGGGAACGGAGGAAACGGAGGAGGAGGACAAGACUUCAACGACCCGCCACCUCCCUACCCCGGCACCGGCACCAACUACGGCACCAACAAACCCUCGUCUUCCUCCGACCAACAGCAGCAACAACAAGGCUGGCGCCCCGGUUUCUGGUCCGGACUCGCAGGCGGUACAGCAGCGGGCUACCUCGCCGGCAACCGUAACAACCGUAACCAGCAGCAACAGCGGUGGUUUAAUAACAACGACCGUUACAACACCGGGGGACGUCCGGGCUGGGGGUCGUCGAAUCGGGGUUCUUCGGGCUGGGGCGGCUCAAACUGGAACUCCAACUCCGGCUGGGGCGGCGGCUCCUCCUCGAAUUCGAAUUCUGGCUCGGGCUGGGGCGGCCGAAGUGGAGGAGGAAGCGGACGGUCGUCGAGUUCGGACUCGGUUGGGCAGCAUGAGAGCACGGGGUACGGCUCCACUAGCCGGCGCUGA